Molecule: messenger RNA, 11709 nt
Organism: Rhineura floridana
Lineage: Eukaryota; Metazoa; Chordata; Lepidosauria; Squamata; Rhineuridae
Gene: SPATA13
Product: spermatogenesis associated 13
Exons: 16
Coding region: 536-4672 (1378 amino acids)
Molecular function (GO): protein binding; guanyl-nucleotide exchange factor activity
Source: RefSeq, a predicted model, not a curated record
CGAGGGAAAAGAGGGAGGAGAGGUUGGCUCUGCGGCUGCUGAUUGGCGGAGGAGAUUGCGCCUGAAAACCGUGAGGUGUAGUGAGGCCUCAAAAUGUACUUAAAAAGCUUGAGGUACCAACUGUACUUCGCCCAGCAUAAGAAGAGUAAAUAUCAGUCGCAGGACCAAAAAGCUUUGGCGGCGGUGGCUUGUUGAGGGCGGGGGAAGGCUGGAACGGUAACUUUUAUUUAUACGCUGCUGGGGGUGGUGGUGGUGGAAUAAUUUGGGAUCUGUUCCGUAUUCCUGGGAAGGAUUUGCAGAUGCCUGGAGUUUUUCUUGCCAUCUCCUCAGACAGAACCCUUGCAGGAACACUGCUGCAGAACUUGACACAAAUACCCUCUGGAACGGCAAUUCUGCUACAACGGAGACUGCAAGGACAGAGUACUCCAUACAGGAUUGGAGCCAAAGCACACGGAGCAGAAAAAAAUCAGUAGUCACUGGAGACAGACUGCCAAUGCAACUCAUUACAUUGGGUGGGGAACCAGGUACCCACUGAAUGUUCACAGUGGAAAGGAUGCUACUUACCAUCACCAGUACCAUGCAGAACACCAGGUCUACAGCAGCAGCAGCCAAUGGGAAACCAGUGUUCCUGUGUGGGGUUGCUGGCUUAUCUCUCUGGACUCCUUUGCCUCUGAGCAUCACAGGCAGAAAUGCAGUGCAGACUACUGGAGAGCUAAAUUCACAUAACAGAUGUGAAAACAAUAACUUGGGAAGAUGCACGACUGAAGGAAAACUUCGGUUUGGUGAGGAUGAACAAGACAAGGUUUUGGAUGUGAGUUACAACACCAUAUAUCCUGAUGCUUACAUGGAAAAUAUGACAUAUCAGAAUGGCUGUGGAAAUGGCACCUCUGUUACUUGUACAGUGAUGGAUGAUAAAGAAUCAAGGCACAGCAAUACCUCCUUAUGUCACAAUGACGGGUGCGACACAAGUAGCAGCUAUGAAAAUGAAGGUCAGGAUGAUAAAGCUAACCCUUCCAAACUCAUGCGCUUUUUCUCCACUCCUCGGAAAAGAUCCAGCUCCAACGUGGAAAGGCCUCGCUCUCUGAUAGUUAUGGGGAACCCCUCGACGUGGAAUGCUCUGUCUUCCAUUAGGAAAAUGGGAUCUUUCAAGAAGUUAAAAUCCUCAGUUCUCCAAGGAAUCCCAGCCAAGGAAGACUUGGACAACUUAAAUGACAACAUGCUGGAGAACAAUAUGAGAAACAGUGCCCCUAACAGCACAGUGGUGAGGGUUCAUACAAACAGAUAUUCUUUUUCAGGGCCCCUACAUGACUUGCAUAGCACAACAGACAAUACUUUUGUUUCUGAUCAUUCUGAUGGGGAGGAAGGUGAUGAUUCCUUCCUGAGAAACACUCGCAGGUCACGGAGCAUCAGGCGUGCUUAUGGGAUUGGACGUAUAAAUUUAUUAGACACUGACAAGAUUCAGAAUCAUCAGGACGCUAUUAAAACAGUAUCUCCUGUCAUACAGGAAUCCCAGAUUUGUGAAAUAGUAGUGAAAGAUUCUGAAAGCAGCAAAGUCAUCUACAGGAGGAGCAAGAGCACAGAUAACCUGAACUUUCUGAAGAAGAGUUCCUUCAAAAGGAAGUCGACCUCAAACCUCACUGACCACAAAGUUGUGAACGAAAAGCAAACUCCACAGAGGACCACAAGUACUUCUUCAACUGACUCUGACAAAACGAGCAGGAACUCGGAGCGGAGAUCAAAACGCUGGCAGAGCCCAAUCAGGGCUAAGGAUUUUGACAGAGUUUUGAAACUUGUUAGCAAUGUUGCUGAAGUUGCGUUGAAGAAAGACAGUCCUAAGAACGAAAUCCUGUCCUUCAAUGAGCAGAACCAGAAGACAAGACCAAACAGUCAGCUACAUGAUGAUUACUCACGUAGGGUUUCCAGCAGCACUGAGAAUGACAGGCGGAGGUGUGCCCCUCCCAGGAGUAGCCCAGAUUCUACUGUUUCCAGAUCGAGUGUCCAGAGUUCUGAGGAUGGCAAUGCUGGAACGAGUACAUUAACCCUUGAAGCUAGUGGCCACAGGAUGUUGUCUUGUGACCUCCCUGAUUCAGUUUGUUCACCACUUCCGCUUAAGGACAUUGGCCUAAUCCCCAAUGAAGUGUUUUAUGAAGACUCUGAUGGGCCAAAAAGUUCCAGCCAGUUUACAUGCAGCAGCAGUGAGCAUCUUACCAUCCCUGCGAGACCUGCCGCCCCCAAGCCUCAGAGCCCUAGUGCUGAAAACAUCAAGUGCAAUAUGGAUUUCCAUGGUCCGGACCGCCACAGCACCUUGUCACUCAGCUCAAUGGAAAGUGAGGGAAGAGGGGAGGGGCCUUCUGCUAAGCUGGGGAAGAGCCCUGUUUGUUUCCAGGAUACUGUACAGGCUGUCCUCUUUGAUGAUACGAAUGAAGACAGUGGCAUUAGCAGCCACUCUCAGCUGAGUCUCAAUUUAGCUCCAAGUGCUGAUGAAAAGGAGGAGGUUGUUACUGAUGAUCACUGGAAGAAACCCCCAUACCAGGAUGAAGAAAGAACAGAUACUCAAAAGGUCACACCCAGAAGAUGGGGAUCUGUUAAAAGGUCUCGUCCUCGGCCCCUCUCAGAUUAUGGCCAGUUGGCAAUUAGAAGUUUCUCAAUACCAGAAGAUUCCGUUGCUAUGGAGUCUCAGAAAGUGGACUGUGUGGAUGUUGACAACGAGCCUGGAUCACCCACUGUUGAACUGGGAACCUGUACAGUAGCCAAUGAAAGAGCGCGCAAAAGAAGACCCAUCUCUGUCAUUGGUGGGAUCAGUUUCUAUGAGAACAACCAAACAGAAGAAAUAACAGACCUCCUUACACAACCAGUUGUGCGCCCUCCCGUGCCAGCACAUCAGGUCCCCCCUUAUAAAGCUGUCUCGGCCAGAUUCCGCCCUUUUACCUUUUCUCAAAGUACACCCAUCGGUCUGGAUAGAGUUGGAUGUAAGCGGCAAAUGAGAGCAUCCAAUGGUGCUGCAGAUGGUGGUAUUGAAUCUUCUGCCUUAGUGGAUGAUAAUGGUAGCGAGGAGGAUUACAGCUAUGAAGAACUCUGCCAAGCCACCCCUCGGUAUUUGCAGCCCGGAGGGGAGCAGCUAGCUAUCAACGAGCUGAUAAGCGAUGGGAGCAUGGUCUGUGCAGAGGCACUCUGGGAUCAUGUGACGAUGGACGAUCAGGAAUUGGCUUUCAAAGCUGGGGACGUCAUCCAAGUCCUUGAGGCUUCCAACAAGGAUUGGUGGUGGGGAAGAAAUGAGGACAAGGAAGCCUGGUUUCCAGCCAGCUUCAUCAGGCUGCGGGUCAAUCAGGAAGAACUUGCAGAAAAUGGUAGCAACCUCCAAGAUGAAGAACAAAAUGCAGACCCUGGGAAGCACCGCCCAAAAAUUGCUGAAAACAAGGAUCAGAUGAGAACCAACGUUAUUCAGGAAAUAAUGAAUACAGAGCGGAUCUAUAUCAAACAUCUCAAGGACAUCUGUGAGGGGUACAUUCGGCAGUGUCGUAAACAUACAGGAAUGUUCUCUGUGGCUCAGCUCAACACCAUAUUUGGAAACAUUGAAGACAUUUACAAAUUCCAAAGAAAGUUCUUGAAAGAUCUAGAGAAGCAGUACAACAAAGAAGAGCCUCACUUAAGUGAAAUAGGAUCCUGCUUUCUUCAGCAUCAAGAAGGCUUUGCUAUCUACUCUGAGUAUUGCAACAAUCAUCCUGGUGCCUGCAUUGAGCUGUCCAAUCUGAUGAAACAGGGCAAGUACCGCCACUUCUUUGAGGCUUGUCGCCUACUUCAGCAAAUGAUUGACAUUGCCAUUGAUGGUUUCCUUCUCACGCCUGUUCAGAAAAUCUGUAAAUACCCCUUGCAGCUUGCAGAAUUACUCAAAUACACCACUCAGGAUCACAGUGACUAUAACAGUAUAAAGGCAGCGUAUGAAGCCAUGAAGAAUGUAGCCUGCUUGAUCAAUGAACGCAAACGAAGGCUAGAAAGCAUAGACAAGAUUGCCCGCUGGCAAGUGUCCAUCGUCAACUGGGAGGGGCAAGACAUAUUAGGCAGAAGCUCAGAAUUAAUCCACUCAGGAGAACUAACCAAAAUCUCCAAGCAAGGAAAGACCCAGCAAAGGACUUUCUUUCUCUUUGACCACCAACUUGUCUUCUGCAAGAAAGAUCUCUUGAGAAGGGACAUGCUGUACUACAAGGGUCGGAUGGACAUGGACGAGGUGGAAGUGCUGGACGUUGAGGAUGGCAGAGACAAGGACUUCAAUAUCAAUGUCAAAAAUGCUUUCAAAAUUGUUAACAGGGCCACAGAAGAGGUCCAUCUGUUUUGUGGGAAAAAGCCAGGGGAUAAGAAGAAGUGGCUGGAGGCUUAUGCGAAUGAGAGGAGGCGAGUGCAAGAAGACAAAGAGAUGGGAAUGGAGAUCUCAGAAAAUCAAAAGAAACAAGCCAUGCAAAACGCACGCAAGUCAAGACAUGGAAAGAUGAAAGGUGUCAGCUAUAGUGGGUGCCCAGUGCCACCCCCUCACCAGAGUUUACAUCCUAUCCACCAGCGUCACAUCACAGUGCCCACUAGCAUUCCACAACAGCAGGUCUUUGCCCUGGCAGAACCGAAACGAAAGCCCUCGCUUUUCUGGCACACGUUUAACAAACUGACCCCAUUCAAGAAAUGAGUGGCUGAAGGUCCCUGGGCGAUAGAAGGCUGUGUGGUGAAGAAGAGCCACUUGCCAGCAAAGAAUGGAAAACUCUGGAUUCUGUUCUGGAGGGAAGGAGUCCAAAUCCUCCUAACCUGCGAUCAUAACCUUCUUUGAGGAGGAUGACAUGCCGGCGGUUUACUGGAGAAAGCUGUGGUGUGAUCUGAAGCAAACACUGGCCAGUGUCAAUAAAUGUUGCUGAUGAGAAACCCGCCACUUGGUCACAAGGGCAAAUGGCUCUACACUUAAAUAGUGGCAUAAGGUUUAUGUUGUACUUGUACCAAAGGAAUGUUAAAAUCUCUAGGUCAUUUUGCCUGUCUUAAUAAUGAAUUUAUGGCCAAACUUUAAAAUAGGAAGGAAAGUAUUUCCCACCACCACGCAGCAUGUUGGCAAAAAGAAGUGUCCUCUGUGAACACCAAGCAGGCGAGUGGAUCUCUUGCAAUCAGGCUUGCCGCUACUGCAAGAACUGCUGAGCCUCAAUCCUUCCUAUUUGUCUUUGUUUGCCGUCUUUUUCCUAUUAAUUUAACCCAAGUAGGAGUAGGACUUCUGCAAGGCCUUAGCACCUUCCUGGCAAAAAUGGGAGAAAAUAUUUCCUUGGUGACAAACAAACAAACAUGCAUUUUUACAUGCAGUUGCGAAUGAUGAAGGAAGAACCCGAUGUGUCUUGGGUUGAUUCUUACCAAAAGAGGUACUUUGCUGCAUGCAUUGAAUGCACUUCAAGAAACUGGUUUCAUUUUAUUUUGUUACCUGCAACUGUUUUAGCCUGUGAAAAUUGCCUCUGUGAUUUCCAGUAUGUCUGCUUUUUACGCUAUGAAAAGCUGAAGUGUUCUCUGUUCUUAAUGGCGCUAAUGCAACUAAACAAACAGGAAUUGCACAAAGUAACAGAAAUCCAAGAGACAAUUUACUUGAGAGGUUUUUGUCACGCUCUCCUGUAAAUUGGGUGGGGAAUCUGUGGUCCUCCAGCUUCCAUCAUCCCUGACCACUGUCCAUGCUGGCUGGGGCUCAUGGAAGUUGAAAGUCUUACAACAUUUAGAGGGCCACAGGAUCCCUCACCCCUGCCAUAAAUAUAUAAACAUUCCAUCUGGUUUGUGCAAUUCCUAGAAAGCCUUCAGAAGACUUCCAAAAUAGAGUUUGAUUUCGUUAUUCUUGUCUAUAUCAGUCAAGCAAGAGCGUUCUUUAGGGAUUGUUUCUUCGCAGUCCCAAUGAUCCUACACUGGGGAUCACCUGGUGACAUCAGAAAUGACCUUUAAUUAAAACUCAAUUGAAUUGUGGCCUAUUUAUGGAAUAUUAAAAUAUUUCCUUGUUUUAUUUGCUCCAUUCUGUUCUAUGAAAAUGAAACUGUUUUUAAUUUAGUGUUAACAGUAUAUUCUACCCUGAGAAACUGGUCAUAAAUUAAUGUUUAUGGCACACACUACUAUGUUCCCCUCUCAUUGGUCAUAUAUUAAUACUUAGGGCAAUGUUGCAUUAUCAACAGGAUAAAAUGGGACAACAGGCUCCAUUUCAAAACUGGUUGCCAAAAGAUACACAGAUUGCAUCCAACUGCCUUCCCCUGAGCUUUAAUUGAAUCAGGGUCACCUGGGAAGGCUGCAGCAUGCAGACCAUUGGUGAGAUGAUUUCAAGAAUAAAAGUUAUGCUAAUAACCAGGAAUGUUCUCUUAUAAUAAAGGUAGAUUCAGGAUUUUUUUUAACUGUGAAGACAACUUACUUCCCCCUCCCUUUUUUGGUUAAUAUGUUAAACUAUAUGAAGGACAAUGGGCUACAGCCAAACUUCUUAAUCACAUGGUGAAAUAUAAAAGAAGACUUUGGUUACAAUCCUAAACAUCUUUACUAGAAAAUAAAUCACAUUGAAAUCACUGGGAUUUACAUCUGAGUAGAUGUGGGCUCUUCAUUCAUUCUCUCUCUCCCUCUCCCCCCCCCCACACACACUCACUAACACGCAGAGGAUAGACUCCAGCCAAAGUGCAACACCUUUAAACCCCAUUGAUUUCAGUGGGAAUGUUUAAAACUUACUCACUGAACUCAGCAAGACUAAAAGGUUGAGAAGUUUGGCAUGAUGUGUAUUGUUUUUUAAAAAGUUAUUAACUCGAGUGGCAGCUUCUACAACAGACAAGAAAAGCCUUAUCUGUUAGGAUACAAAUGCUUACAGAUGACCCAUCUUCAUAGAUGUGUUGUCCAGUGAAUUAGAUCUGUUAAAAUUAGUGCUGUGCUGAAAACUGUCCUCUAGUUUCUUUAAACAAUUCUUCCCUUAUGGAAGAGCCUUCCAUUUUUCUGCCUCACUCUUGGGGCACUUUAGAAUUUGUGUGUUUUUGAGCUGAUCUUAUUGUAGCAAACUGGUUGAGGGUAGUGGGCAUUUUUCAGUAAAAUAUUUAUCCAGUGCUCUCCAGCCUCCCCAGCUGCCUGCACUUUGUAACCUGAAAGAGUCCCAUGAGAGGAGUUUGCUUGUGAAUUCUUCCCCUGGGUUUUAAUUGAAGUAUGGGCACAUUGGAAGGCUGCAGAGUGUAGAUAAUUAGUGAGACGAUUAGAAGAAUUAAAGAAAACACAAACACCCUUCGGUCACCUCAAAAGUGAGGUAAGCACAACAAAACCUCUGCAACCCUUGCCACCCCAAUAAUUUCACCAUAUAUUUUCGCUCUUCUUCAGUGAUAAUUUUUGAAUGUAAUUUCUUUUCUCAUUAAUUGAUGGAGAACUGUUGAUGGAGAGCCGCCCUGGGUUCCUUCUGGGAGGAAGGGCGGGAUAUAAAUCUCAUAAACAAAUAAAUAAUAAACUGUUAGGAGGAAACAAAGGCUUUUUGGCACAGUUCUCGUUAAGCUAAGUUCUUGCACCUGCAUUUUUCAUGUUCUUGAAAAUGAUCUUUUACUAACAAACAUUUGUAAAUGGAAGUGGUAGCUUUUAAAAGCAGACAUAUUAGAUACGCCUUCUGUACAUUGCUGAGCAAUGAUGAAAAAGAUGCUGGUGCUAAAAUGGAUUGCCCAGCAGGCUGUCAACUUUGUUGCUUGCUUUUCAAUUAUAUAUUUUUCAAAUAUCAUAGUUGAGAACUAGAUAUAUAGAAUUACGUAUGGAGUGGCAUUUUGCUUGCAGCAGUUACUUAGUUGUUAAAAGCAUUUUUAAAAAUAAUUUCAAUGGAGACAAAGGUAACUGCCCUGAUAAGCCAUCUGAUUUGUACAGUUUAAUUCAAAAGCUGAUUUUUGAAGGUACAGACCUCACCUCACCUUUCUCCACUCGCACUCAAAAAAUGUGCCCCAAAAUUAUUUUUAACAGGGACAUGCAACAAAAAGUUGCAAUGAAUUCGCAUAUUGUGUUUGGAGGGUGCCAGCCAGCUAGCCAUGCAGCAAGGCCUUUCAUUCCCAACCCCGCCCCAGUCCAUUUUUCUUUUCCAACGGACAGUCUGGGGUAUUUUUUGGGGGGUGGGGACUGUCCUCUUAGGUUUGUGGGUUUUUAAUAGAUUUUUUUGUACUUCUCCCAACCCCAGAGUUUCCCCAAGCACGCCGAAGUGACAGGAGUCUGCCACCAUGGCCUGUGCUAGUGUCGAUUACACUUUUAAAACCUUUUAACGUUUAUCAUUAUACAACCCUAAACUUGAGAGGCUUCAAGGCAGGACAGACCCAUCCUCCUGGCUGUGCCUGCUUCAGUCUAGGUGCCAAUGCCAUGAUAACAAAGAGUUUGUGCAAGGCAUGCUAGUCCUAUGUAACUGACUGGCUGUUGUUCAAAGCUGCAGUUCUUUACCCUGUGGGUACAGAUAGCAGGGUAUGGAAUGAUGCCCACUGAGGUCUAUUCUGCUUGGGGAUGUGCUACGGCUACUAUGCUGUGGACUUCCUGCUAGAACCAGGCGAUUUGCAUCAGUAGGAGGCCCUCCCAUUCUUCUGUCACUUCUCCCCCUCCAGUUCCUCUCCUGAUCCAUAGAACAUAAAAAACCCUUGCUGGAUCAGGUCUAAGGCCUAUCUUGUCCAGCAUCCUGCUUUCCACAGUGGCCAACCAGAUGCCCAUGGGAAGCCCACCAAUGGGAAGCUCACAAGCAGGUCGAGUGCAAUAGCACUCUGAUCCCUAGCAACUGGUAUUCAGAGGCAUACUGCCUCUGAUGGAGAUAAUGCAGCCAUAGUGACUAGUAGCCAUUGAUAGCCUUAUCCUCCAUGGAUCUCUGUAAUCCCUUGUGACAGAAUGAAGAAGUACUUCCUCUUGUCUGUCCUGAAUCAUUUUGCUACAUUGGAUGACCCUGGCUUCUAGUACAGCAGAGGACAGAAACCAAAGAGAUGCUCCAGAUUUUCCUAGAUAAGUUUGGCCCUCCCAUUGACGGAAAUUGCCUGGCUGAGGAGUGUACCUCUAAGUAUGACAGCUUGAUAGAUACGAGGAUUAGAAUGGAUCCCUGUGGCUCACCAUUUGCGCCUUGAUAUAUGCAGGAUUGCGCCCAGGGAACACUGCAGUGUUAGCACAGGAAUGGAGCAAAAAAGGUUUUGGAUUUCUUUGUAGAUGCACUGAUAUUAUUUUUUCAGGAUAUUCUCAAAUGUUACAAAGGGGGGAUUUUAAAAAUCAUCAAGGUUACUCAGGAACAAUGUUAUGCACCAUACCUUGCACACAAAACUGCUUCAUUUAAUGAAUUUCUUCACUUUGGGGGGGGCAGCCUUUUUGUUUUGCACAAGGAAGGUGGUGGCUGCAGCAUAUUCAGAGUGUGAGGCUAUCUUAAUGGCAAUAAUUUGUUUAGAAUGUUCUGAUUUUGGAAAAUCUGAAGGCUGGAAAAAUCAAUCCGAUUUAGAUCUUGUGAUAGAUGCUCUGAAAUUACCCUGGAAAUUCAAUAUAAUUGUGCAGCUCAAAUCCAAAGAGCGAUUUCAGACUAGUUCAAGGGCUUGUCUCACACCGUGGGAUUUUUUUUUACUAUUUUUUUUCUCUUCACCAAAAACUCAUUAUCACAAAGUAUUUUUACAACUCUUCAGUUUCAAAAGUUGUUUGCUAAUUGCACCCUAGUGGGCUGCUGUUACAGAAACCCAAGACCAAAACACCUUUCAGGCAUGCAGAAUUGAUUGAGUAGCUCUUUAGGUUUGGGGGGGACACACCUGUAGCUCUCCAAAUGUUGCUGGACUUCCCUCUCCUGUCAUCCCUUGACCAUUGGCCAUGGUAGCAGAGGCUGAUGAGACUUGGAAGUCUGGAGGGCCACUGGUUCCCCAUCCCUGCUUUAGUUGCUGGCUCAGGUUUGUGGGGAAAUCAGCUAUAUAUUUAAGAAUAUUGCGUCUGCAGCUCACCAUAAGCUUACCUUGAGCCACAUCAAGUUAAUAUCCUUUUGAAUAAUAUAGCUGACUUUAAAUUUGCAUAUCAGUGCACAUAUUUUCCCUCCCCCCACAAAUUCCAAAUGUUAAUUUCUACAACUCUUGUAUAGUUUUAAUUUAUUUUGUCAUGUUCUAAUACGACCACUGAGUACAAAGGUGCCUCACAAUUCUAAAGCACAGCUUAGGAAGAGACUUUGUGCAAAAGACUCUCAGCCUUUACAUUUGAAAGGCAGAAAAGCACAGUUGCCCAUGUUUCUGUUGGACAAAGCUAGCUCCAGACUUGUAACUCUCUAGCUUGCUACUAGCAUCUUAUCAUUUUGCAAAUAAUCUAGUUUUAACAGUGGCUUGCAUUUCAAUAUACAAACGUGAAGGAGCUUAACUGAACAAUUUCACAUUUUGUCAUGUGGGGCAUUCUUUUGUUGUUUUUUAAAGAUGUAUUUUAGAUUUUAGCUUGGAGUUUGAGCCAAAGGACCUUAGCCAUAAUAAAGUGGUAUAUAUUUUUGUCAACUGCCUCUUCUCACUGUGUAUGGCAUUUGCACACGUAAGACGCCUUCCAAAUGAGUCUGUGAUUUAAAAUUAUUGGUAACUAUUAGGGCUGCUUGUUUAACUUACCUGUGUAUUUUAUUUGAACAAGUGUUCUAUAACAUUUUCCCCUUCUGUAUAUGUUUUUAUGCAUCUUAACAUCUGUGCGCUGCUACGUAUGUUUCAAGCCAGGGAUCCUGGCCUCAGAAAAAAAACUUGGCUGUUGACAGCUAAAGGAUAAUGUAUAGGAUCCCUUUACCUUCACAUGUAUUUGCUGUGAAGUAAUGCCAGAUUUAUUUGUAUCCAAUAUGCUUGUUUUAUAUCUUUCACAAAAAUAUUUUCUGGGAAUGAAUCUACAAAUGUACUUUCCAUUUACAUGGCUCUAACUCCACAUGUUUUGAUUCAGAAUGUGCAUAAUUUAAUAUUUCUCAGCUGUGUCAUAUAAUGUCACUGUACAGUUUCAAUGUUUGUGACUUUUUUCAUAGUGUAUAAAAUCUUGUAUGUGAGCUUUAAAUAUUUGGACAUUUAUCUGACAGCAAAAACAUCACUUUGUUGUUUGAGUGUGAGCUUUGCAAACUCAGGUCAGUUUUUUAAACAUCUAGUUAACAUUUAGGUUUCUUAACUUCCCCUUUUAUUUUGUUUAUUAUUCCAUUUUUAUUCUACCUUUCCCCCAAGGAGCUCAAAGUGGCAUAUAAGCCUCUUCACCCUCUUUCUAUUUCAUCCUCACAACAACAAGGUGAGGGAGGUUAGACUAAGAAGAAUGUGAAUGGCCUAUGGUUAUCCAGUGGUCUUCAUCACAGUGGAGAUUUGAACCUGGGCUCCAAGGUCCUAUCCCAAUGCUCUUAACCAUUAUACCACACUUCCACUUAACAAUGCUGAAACACAUCACCUGCCAUUUCAAAUUCCAAUUGCUUGGCAGGCCUAUAAACCAGGUCCACAAUGUGUUAGGGAUGUACUUCUAAUCUUUGGCUGAAAACAGCCUCUGUCAAACUGGUGAUCUCAAAGUGUUUUUUGACUCUUGAGAGGUGUUCUGGCUGGAUCUGAUGAGAGUCAAUAGUCCAAUACAGGUAGAGCAGUGGUUCCCAAACCUUUCACCCUCAGACCACUUGAAAAUUGCUGAGGGUCUUGGUGGACCACUUAAUGUAUUUUCUGCCUGUUGUAAUCCCAUCAGGUUCAAAUUGCAAUACAAUAAAAUACGAUCUAAGAAAUAAAAGAAGCAAUAAAAAUACAAUUAAAAUCA